GGACCAGACUAGACCAAAUCUGACCGCAAAGGCGUGAUCUGGACCGGAUCAUAUAGUCUGUGAUCUGAUUGUGAUCUAUACUUCAGUCUCUCGAUCUAAACCAUAGAUCGUACCGUUUCCCAACCCAUUGCAAGGUGCAAGAGUAGGUGCUUUGUGUCUCCUUUUACGACUUCGGGGCCGGAUUGGAAGCAAGCGGUGGUGCUCUCCCGCUGGAAAUUGAGUCAACCGAAAAUAUUAGAUAUCUUUUAAAUAUAUUUUUUUUAAUAAUUAGCUUUCAUCCCAAUGCGCUAUUAUUACCAUGGUUAAAAUCAUCAACACCAGCAAAGAAAAAUCAGAUUAUUAACGAGGAAUUUUUUUUUUAAUCUUGUGGACGCCCCAUCUCCCAAGCGGCAAACAGACUCUUUUUUCCCCACCGCAUGUCUUUCUUUCUUUCCCUCUUCUUCGCAUCCUCUGUUCUUUCUUUCUCAACGAAACAGUAGUGGCUCCUCCAAUCCUUCGCUCUUCUUCUUCCUCCAAAUUGAUGUCGAUGGUGAUGCCAUUCGUUGGGUUAUUCCCUGUUUUCUUAAGAAGUGGGUUUAGACUUUAGACUACACCCACAACGCAAUUAAGGCAGCAGCACCAGCCCACUGUUUUCUCUCUCUUUCUCUCUCUCUCCAUCUUCACUCUGCACUUCCCCUUUUCUUACUCUGUUCGUUUUCCUAUUUUCUGCCCCCUUUUCUCUCACAUCCAACCAAAACAGAAGCUGAGAAAUGUUGGAAGAAACGGUAGCAUCCGCUGUACAUUCUUCGAUCUGGGCAUCCAUGACCAGCUGGUGCACACCCACUCUCCUUUUCCUCUUCCUGAACAUCAUGAUUGGCACCAUUGCCAUCACCUCCAGCUUAGCUUCCCAGAAGGCCACCAAUCAUCAAGACGACCAUCACCAGCAGCAGCAACAUCAGCAUCAAGAUAAACAGCACCAGCACCAGCACCAGCAAAUUUGGAGGUCACCGUCUAUGCUGCAGAGGCUCAAGUCCAUCAACUUCUACAGCCACAGAUCUCAGGAAUCCCAAGUCCAUACUACUGUAGCAGCAGCAGCAGCUUAUGAGAAGUCUCCGGCGGAGGGAGUAUUCGAGACUGCUGCUACACAUUAUUUUGGAAGCUAUGACCAAACCCACCAGGAAAGCCAGCAGGCGGCGGUGCCGGCUCUCUCCAGAUCUCCUUCCGUGCUGCAGAGGCUGAAAUCCUUCAAUCCCUACAAUUACAUCCAGCCCCCCCAAAUCCCAACCACGCCGCAGCGGGAGGAGCCAGAAGCGGAGAUUAAUUACACGACUCGGGAGCAGCAGAUCGAGGAGGAGGAAGCGGCGGAGACGCUGGACGAGAUAUACAGCAAGCUGCGAACCGGCAACAAACUGGUGGGGAGAUCGAAAUCGGACACGAAGCCCGUAGCCGGGGAAGUCCCCAAGAAGCUGGCGAAGAAGAUGAGGAAAUCGGCUAGCACGAGGUCGGCGUUCGCCCAUUUCGAGGAAGUGGAAGUGGUGGAGGCGCGGAGGCCGGCGACGGUGAAGGAAGGGAAGAGCAAGAAGUUGGUGGCCGAUGAGGAAGGGGAGGAGGACAGCGGGGUGGAUGCCAAGGCGGACGACUUCAUCAACAAGUUCAAGCAGCAGCUGAAGCUGCAGAGGGUCGACUCCAUAAUCAGUGCUGCUGUGGCAGUAAGAUCAGAGCUCCGGCUGCCUUGCUUAAUUAAACUGUUGCUUUUUGCGGUUUGGCGAUAUUGGUGGAUGUGGAUUUGUGUUUUCCUGCUUAAGGAGUCUUCCAGCGGAUGAACUCUGGAUAGAAAAGAAAGGCAUAAUCAACAACCAGCCAGUGCCCAGUGCUUUUCUGCAGCAGCAUCGAGUAAGUCGGUAGGUAGAUACUCGUGCCAAUUUUUCACUCCGUUUGAGACGCCACCGUUUCUGCGGUCCGGUCUUUGGAAAAUUAGGGUGGUUUGCAUUGCAUGACUGCUAUGGAUAUUAUUAUCAAGCAUGGCUAAAAGGAUGACCACCGCCGUGGCGGUAUUAGUGAUGGCAAUUUGAAUUCGUCUUGUGGGGCGGAACAUGAGUAUCUACUUUCGUUCUGCCUCGUCUUGUUCUUGUCUAUUUUGUAUUAAUUUUUUAAAGAAUUUAUUCAUAUUUUGAUUUAUCUUUAACUAGGUAGACUUGAUCUUUCAACUAGUUAGUUUUGACUAUUCGUUCUAUUAUCACUAUUUUUCACUCAUUAAGUGUUUUUUACUUUGUUUUAUCGUAGAAAGUAAAAUUUUGUGUGUAUUUUUUCCAAAUAAAAUGUAAGAGUGGUUCGACCAGUCCUGUCCCAUCCCCGCCCCGACUCGAACUAGCAUGGAGCGGGGCAUGGAUAUUGAGGUACCCCUGCCCCAUUGCCAUCACUAGGCAAUAUUGCAAAACAGUUCAAUUUUCUUUUUGAGUCUUGAGUGGGAAGUAAACUUAUCUCACUGGUAUAGAGGAAGUUAAUUUUGUCGUUGAUUACUUUAUGGGUAAGAGACAUGGUUAUGAUUUUGGCACACAUCCUUUCAAUAAGUUUGUGUGACGAGGGGCUAGUCCAAUGACUUUGCUACGUGGUGGGUGUUUUUUUUGUGAAAGUUAUUUCUUUUUUAAUGAUGUACUUGUUUUAUGAUCAAAUCAAUCAAUAAAUAAUGUGUCCAUCCAUAUAACCAGACAUUUGGAAAACAAAUUUCAUGUAUCAUACAAUAUGGAGUCGAGAAUAUGAGUUCAUCUUCUCAUACAUUUCUCAUUACGACGCAGUUUACUGGUCUAUGAAUUUAUAUGUGUCAAUAAAUCAUUGAAAUAUAUGUGCAUCAACAUUACAAUACAUUUGAAGUACGAAUUUCACUUAUUUGCGGUAUGCUAACUCUUAGAAGGAAGAAUAGGAGAUGCAUAGCAUGGAUUGGUUUGCAUUCAUUAAAAACGUAAAAGCGACAGUUAAUACUAAUCGAUCUGCCGAUUAAAGAGUUGUUUUAUGCCAUGCAAUAGGGAGUGCCUUCUUGUUUAUUUUAGUGAAGUGUAAUUCAGUUUCUUUUUGUCCGGUUCUACUGUGAAGUUUCAGAUACCAAUUAUUUAUUCCGGGAAACAAGUGAGAGUCGGCGACGGACAUGUGUAUAUUGAGUCAACUAACAGUUUGUGAUUAAUGCAAAGGGUGGGUGUCCUGUCCAUCACGUGGUGGUAGCUAGCUAUCGUAAGAUGGGUGAAGCUCUAUAAUUCCCAGGGCCUUAAAGAUUGUUCAAACUUCAAACCAUCACCAACCAGUUCUUCCACCAACUAACCAGUUCUUCAAAUUCAACAAUUCAUUUGAUCCAAUUCGAUAUAAUUUAUGAAUCAACCAGUGUGGCUCUGCCAGUUAGUAAUUUUUUUUUACGUAUGAUAAUCUUUAUUGCGCUUUAAGAUUGGUUACAAAGAGGGACAAAGAACCGGCAUUUUGGUUUCAACAAGAGUAAGGCUCCAGGGUACUCGGUUACAAUCAAACUACGUUUAGGAAAUAUCGAUACGAAGAACGAAACGCAGACUGAAAGCAGCCACCCAAAAGAGCAAAACUAUUGAACGGAAACAUAUGUCAUGAAUCUCUCUAGCAACCAACCAAUCAGAGUGAAACAAGAUCAACUUGUCUGAUCAUAUUAAAAUUCAUGGCUAGUGAUCACAUAAAAUCAUGUGCCGCCUCCUGGGGAUAGUUCAAAGAGUCCCAUCACAGUGAAUCCUAGAAACAAGUUUGCAUGACAGUGGAGGAGAAUAUGAAAUGGAUUACUCUAAGCUAAAGAGGUAGAGGAAGCCGAGGCAGAGAGAUUGGGUUCAAAGUAAAGCAGAAAAUCUCAUAUGAAUUAAGAAUGAAUGAAAUAAAGGAAACUAGAUUAGGUGUGAAUAUAGUAUGAAAAUUCCUACAAUGCAUAUUCCAAUUCUAGGUCGAGCAUACAAUUUAUCUAAUUCAAAGAGCCAUAAAAAACUACUAUAUCAAACAUGUUAUACGUAAUUCUAAAUCAGUUUGACAAAUGUAGAAAUAUAAAAAUUUCAAUUCAAACGAAUGAAAAAUCAAUAAGCUCCUAAAUCAUUCUAAGAGUAGUGAUGACAAUGGGGUGAGGUGGGUGGGGCGGGCGGGUACAUCAAUACUCAUGCCUCAUCCCAUGCUAUUACAAGUAUGGGCGGGGCGGGUCGACCCACUCUUACAUGUUAUUUGAAAAUAUACAAGUAAUAUUUUACGUUUUAUGGGAAAACACUUGGUGAAUGCAAAAUAGUGAUAAUAGAAUGAGUAAUUGAGUCUAACUAAUUGAAAGAUUAAGUCUAGCUAGAUAAAAAAAAUGCCAAAUAUGAGAAAUAUAAUUAGAUACGGUAAGAAAUUGAGAUAGAAUGGGCUAGGAAUGGGGCGGGGCAAAACGAGUCUGAAGUAGGUGCACAUCCCCCCCCCCCCCCCCCCCCUUCGGGCCGCUACUGCGGGUCGGGUAAUACCCGCCCUAUCGCGAUUUGUCUGUUACCGUUAGUAAUUUUAUAACUUUUAUCUUAGUUAAAAUGCUAAGAUUUUGGAAUGUUGACUGGCAAGUGUUUCUUCCAAGUCAGUUUCAUGUUGCCAAGUCAAUAUUACUAAUAAAACUUCUAACGAGAAGUUAACAUUUGGCUAAUAUUUUAUAUUUUGAGAUGUUUGGCUAAUAAAUUUUAUUUACCCUAAUUUUUAAAUUAUGAAGUUUGUUUUUGGCUUGAAAUUUUGAGUUGCUCAAUGGAGGAAAACAUUGUAUCCUUUUGGUAGGUGUUAGAGCAAAUUUUGAACUUAAGAUGAGAAUGGAGGAUUUAAGGAUGUAAAAAAUAGUACGAAAUCAACUUUCAUAAUAUGGAGGUAAUUGUUCUAACACAAAAAUGCUAGAAAACCGCCGCAUCACACAAAGGAAAUGGCAGCGGCCACCCUGAUGUCCUAGCCACUACAAAACCCCCAUUUUCGGCCACCAACACCACACAACCCCUUAUUUUUUCACUUUCCCUUCUUUCUCUUACAUGAAAAUCCUCUCUCUUCUCUCUAUAAUUCAAAUAUGCUUCAAGAAGUUACAUAGUCUACAAGGACUAGGAAACCCUUUCCUAGUUGGUUUAGGAGAAUUUUAGCCAAUCGAGUUUUCACCUAUAACUAGAGGGCAUGGCUAAUUAGUUCAGGAAGGCUUCACAACCACAAUAAAACUUCUAUACUAUG
Messenger RNA from Linum trigynum, 5190 nucleotides. NCBI's taxonomy places the organism in Eukaryota, Viridiplantae, Streptophyta, Magnoliopsida, Malpighiales, Linaceae. The record is from the annotation of a GenBank genome assembly.